AUGUAAUAAAUAUAUAACCCAGAUGAAAGGAUGAAUAUUGAAUUAUUUUUAGCUGCUAGAGAACUUCCUAAUCUUGAAUUCUUAUCUAAAAGUGAUCCUUAUUUAGAAUUAUAUUAUUCUCUAUAAGGAGAACCAGAAAUAAGUUUAGGCAAAACUGAAACAGCUGAAUGUAAUUUAGAUCCUAAUUGGGAAAAAUCAUUUAUUAUUGAAUAUUUACCAAAUUUAAUUCAAAUACUUAGAUUUUAGAUAUUUGAUGAAAAUAGAAUGGGAAGAGAAUUUAUGGGAGAAGCAUAAAUAACAAUAAAAGACAUAUUAUAAUCUAAAAAUUCAUUAAUUUCAUUACCAAUCAAAAGAUUUGAUAAAAAUGCAGGAUAAUUAUUAUGUAAAGCAGUAUAAAUGAAAUAAUCAAAUCAUUUUGUUUAAUGGUAAUUUUCUGGUUCAAAUAUUAAAAAUAUGGAUGGUAUUUUUGGUAAAUCUGAUCCAUUUCUUAAAUUUUAUUUAUAUUCAGAUAAUGUAUGGUGUUAAAUACAUUAAACUGAAUUUAUAAAAGAUGAUCUAAAUCCAACAUGGAAAGAAUUUGAAAUAUCUUUAUAAAGAUUAUGUUUAAAUGAUGAAAAUAAAAAAUUUAAAAUAGAAUGUUUAGAUAGACAUGAAAAAGGAAAAAAUAAUUAAUUAAUAGGUUCAUUUGAAACAACAAUUGAUGAAAUAUUCAAUAAAAAUAAAGAAGAAUUUUCACUUGUAUAACCUAAAGGAGGUUAAGUAGGAACAAUAAGAAUAAAAAAUAAAAAAAGAAUAUAUAGAGCAAAUUUUGAUGAUUAUAUUAAACAAGGUACAACAUUUAAUCUAAUUAUUGGUAUUGAUUAUUCUACUCAUAAUGGAGUUCCAUCAUUUCCAGAUUCUUUACAUUCUUAUAUAGAUAACAAUAAUAAAUAUGGAAAAGUAAUAAGUGAUGUAGCUUAAGUUUUAGAAAAAUAUAAUUAAAAAAAAUUAUUUGCAAUAUAUGGAAUAGGUGCAGAACCACAUUUAACUAAUUAUACAUUAAAUACUUAUUAAACUUUAUUUCCAUUAACAGGAGAUUUCUAAAAACCUUAAGUUGAAGGAUAUUAAGAAGUUGCAAAUUUAUAUAAAAAUACAUUGAAAUAAAUAGUUGUAAAAGGUGAUUUUUAAAUUGAAGACUACAUUAAUUAUAUAUAAACAAUAGCUGAAGCUAAUGCUGGUAAGUUAAUAUAUACAAUUUGUGUAAUAAUUGCAUAAGGUAAAAUUACAGAUGCUUAAAUUUUCUAAGAUUUAUUAAUAAAAGGUAUUUGUAUUAUUAAAUUAAGGUUCCAAAUUACCAUAUUCAUUAAUUUUUGUAGGUAUGGGAAAGAAUGAUUUUACAGAAGUGAAAAGAAUUAUUGAUAAAAUUAAUAAUCAAUAACCACCUAUUAGAAAUAAUUUUACAUUUUAUGAAUACAAAGAAUAAACAAUCUAAAUGUUAUCUAAACAUUUAUUGAAUGAUAUACCAUAACAUUUAGUUAGUUAUAAAUAAUGA
This is a messenger RNA of Paramecium pentaurelia, 1531 nucleotides long. The record is from the annotation of a GenBank genome assembly. Lineage: Eukaryota; Ciliophora; Oligohymenophorea; Peniculida; Parameciidae.